Messenger RNA from Lindgomyces ingoldianus, 4791 nucleotides. Its product is annotated as TMEM1 family protein-like protein. Gene Ontology annotation, cellular component: TRAPPII protein complex. Lineage: Eukaryota; Fungi; Ascomycota; Dothideomycetes; Pleosporales; Lindgomycetaceae. The transcript is spliced from 7 exons. The record is from RefSeq and is a predicted model, not a curated record. Gene Ontology annotation, biological process: intra-Golgi vesicle-mediated transport; early endosome to Golgi transport. Bases 76 to 4791 code for a protein of 1571 amino acids.
AUCCACCUGAGUGCGUCCAUAGCCCUAGUGACCCAUUUGUAGCCUUCUCCUGAACUUUCCUGGCGCGUACAUUUCAUGACCGCGACUGGAGAUGGUGCGCCAGUCUUGGGUGCCGCAAAGGAUGUUUCUAGGCAAAACCUCUCUGGUUCCAGUGUGAUGGAUGGUUCAUCCAGCUCCAAAGUCACGGUCGAAUAUCAUGACCCAUCGGGCCUCUUUCCGCUUGUACAGGAACAAUUAUCUCUACGUCUGCCCCUUCGAAACCUACACUGGAAAUCACCAAACCGUCCUUUGAGAUCAAUAGACUCUUUGCAUGUGGAUCUCGUGCCGAGCAAAGACUCAGUUCACAUUUCUGGUGUCACCUCACCAGGACUGGCACCGCCAGAAGGACUUCAUAGAACGAGCUCUAGCCAGCGCAUGUCAGGACCGACAAGCUCUGAGAUUAUUAGACCACCAUCAAAGGAGAGACGACAUCAGAUCCCUGGUCUCCGCCAAACCCCAUAUUUAAAGAUCUACUUACUCAGAUGCGAUGAUUCUGACACAUAUAAGUCGACUGCCCGAAAGCAGCUGAGAGAAUGGGUAAAGACCCAUACACCUCCGUCCCAAAGCAGUUCCUCGUCAAGCACACAAGAAAACCACGAUGCUUUUGAAUGGAUGAUUCUUCAUGUAGUAAUUCCAGAUACACCGGCCGCCAGCCAGCCUAGGGGAACCGCAUCUUCCGGCGCCGCUACUGGUGAAAAAGAAAAGUCAAGCACAACCUCGCGAUGGACUCGUGGGACUACUACCAUUCUUGAGAAAAUCCGCGCGGAUUUCAACAUCUCCUCCAAGUCCGCUCCGGAUCGAGUAGCCCAAGUGCGACUACAGAAAGAUGCUGUCCCGCCACACAUGCUGCCAUCAACCUCAACCGCCACGAGCCCACCGAUCAAUGAAAGCCCUCAGGAGCAGGAAAAGGUCUGGAAUGAUGUAAUAGUCAAGUUCAAAACCUUGAUCCUUCUCUCCUUUGAUUUGCGGGUUAGCCAGUACGAAGAGGAUAUACGAGAGAAGGAUUCACAGCGCGCCCUACCCGGCUGGAACUUUUGCACCUUUUUCAUCCUCAAAGAAGGUCUAGCAAAGGGUUUCGAGAGUGUUGGCCUGGUCGAAGAUGCGCUUCUUGGAUACGACGAGCUUUCCAUUGGACUUGAUACCAUCGUCCGUGAUCAGUCUGAUGAGGGCGGUCAGACCCAAGGAGGCGCUAUUCUCAACUAUUCUGAAGACAUCCACGAGAGAGCUUCGGAGAUAUUGAAGCGAUCACAAAAAGAUGACGGCGGGCGGAAAGAACCACAAGCACACCUACAUGACGAGAAACCAAUCAGCUCGCAGAAGAAGAACUAUCGAGACUUAAUCCUCUCAAACAACAUCUCUAUCUUCGAUUUUCGGUCUUAUGUAUUCGCCCGUCAAAUGUCACUACUUUUGCGGUUAGGAAACGCUCGCUCGACAGGGUCUGAUCUAGCAGCAAAAUUACAACCAAGACCAAACACGGGUGUACUUCAGCGCUCUGUCGAUGACGUAAAUGUUGGUACAAAGCAUGCCACAGUUUUGGAGAACUCCGAAGAUCUACUCUCUUUAGCUGAACUUUGCUCCCGCGCCAUUCAUUUCAUUACUUCCGCAAGUCGGCUGUUGCGAGAUGACCUCCUCAAUGGUGCUAUUGCUCAUGAAACCACUUUCCCUAAGCGUCUCGUGGAUAAUCUCGUGCGAUCCUGGACAUUUGCCGCUCUCCAGCAGCUAUUAGACGAGACAGCGACAUCAUCACUUCCUAUUUCUAAGUUCUCAAAAGAUGCAGCCACGAGUUCUUCAGGCAAAAUGCGUUCGUUUGGGAAUCACAGCGAAGAACUAAAGGUCAGCGUUGCCGAACCAAAGACCAUGAUCCAUCCCACACGUUCAACAUCUCUCAACUACGGUCGCUCCGCUUCGGCAGAUCCACCUUAUGCCCAACCCACUUCCACCGGGCAGGUCGUGUUUGCUGAUGGGCAGUACCAAGAUAGACCAGUCCCAGCACAGGAGUCUAUUGUACCCCAAGCCAAGUCUGGACUUCAAGAAUUAGCAGCCGCCCGGGCUCAACUUUAUGUUGUAGAACGGCGAAUCCUUGAGCAUGUUGGUAAAUCUAUGGGCUGGAAUAUUGGUUGGGCUGCUAUAAUCUCAUCUCGUGUUCAGAAAGAGGAUUUUAGAGACGUAGAUUUAAAUAGAACGAGCAAUGACGAAGAAGGAGGGGUAGCUGGUCUUGAAGCGCAUUCUGUCACUUCCCCUACGGUCGGACUCUCUGCGGCGCAACUUGUCAGUGGAGUGUCGUCUAUCGACCAGUUCCGAGAAUCCUACGAGAAACUAAGCGACUUGAUCGUCAAGCACUACAUGGCUGCAGGACAAGUUAAGUCCGGGGAGGGCAUACUUGGAGAUCUAGCUGCUCUUCGAUUUGAGCUUGGCGAUUUUGCUGCAGCUGCCAUGUACUUUGGUCGUAUGGCUUCACUGUUUUCUGAGAGUAGGUGGAACUACGUUGAAACCACGAUGCUGAAGAUGUAUGCACAGUGCCUUAAGAAGCUUAAUCGAAAAGAUGAGUAUGUGCGGACUCUCCUCAAUCUCCUCGCGAAGUCAGCAGCACAUCGCAUGUCGCUUCGUUCUUCAUUGAAGCGAGGAAGCUCAUCUGAUAUGCAAGAGUGGCCAAAAGAGUGGCUAAACGAUGACAAGGUGGACACCACCGGUGUUUUUAGCGAUUUGGUCGAGUUCUCUGAGCAUAUCCCAUACGACAGAACAGUUCCUAUGACGAAGUACUUUGGCGAUAUUAUCGUGGAGCCAUACGUUCGCCAUUUUGACGAAAAGGAUGGCUUUCAAUUACGACUCCAAUUUCGACAUGUUUUAGAAGAUGAGAUAGAGAUCGAACGGGCCAAAGUGCAGUUAAUUAGCGCAACUUCGGCACAGGGAAAAGAAAUCUGGUUGGAGAGUUCAGGUACCAUAAAGUUGAAGAAAGGCAUUUGCCGGAUCUGGCUCGGAUCGAACGUAAACACCACCGGUCCAUAUAUGGUCGACAAGAUUGUUAUCGAGGCCAAACGAAUCAUAUUUAUUCACGAGCCUUUCAGGAAAGCCGAAGCAACAACUCCACUCGGAAUCACCACCUCGGUGUCCGCAACUUCACUGAAAGCAGCGAAGAAGUCGAGGGUUCUUUGCUUCCCACGCGUAGAAGCUUUCCAAGCUAGGGUAUACCUCUCGCACUUUAUCCACAUUGACCGGCCGCGAUCUGUCGAGAUCGAGUGCAGAAGUGGUUGGAAUGACAUGCAACGAGCUGAGAUCAGGCUCAGGUCUGCCUCUGCAGGCUUGAGAUUACGUACCGCGAAUACCACUGUGACGUCAGGCGAAGUAACAAUUGAGGAUAAGCCGAACCCUGGAGUCAUUGACAUUGCGAGUAUGGCACCAGACACCACAGCAACUUUUCGAGUGCCGUACGAGCUCGAGCAAAUCCUACCCGAACUUUCAAUCAAACUCGAAGUGGUUUACUUUACAGACAAAGGGGAAUUUCAGUACUACUCAUCCUUCAUCAUUCCCAUUGAACUUCCUCUCGAUGUCAAUGUACACGACCACUUUAAGAACGAGUCACUCUAUUCGAAGUUCAACAUAAAGACAGCUAACCACGUUCCUCUAGAGAUUCUAGAUGUCGGGCUGGAGGAGUCGGAAGAGUUUGGUGUAUUUGUCCCGAAAAGGAUCAAGGACUCUACCCUUGUAUUCCCAAAACAGCCACUUUCAGUCACAUACAAGAUCACGAAGAAGCCCGUGGAUCCAAAUAAACGAAGGCAAAGCCGCAAUCCCAAUACCGGAAGCCUGGCACUUUCAGUCGAGUACCGAUGCAUGAACGAAGACGUCUUGGCUCGCGUAUGUGAACUGUUUGCUACGGCUGUUGAAAACAGCCAGGUACACAGACUCGGGCGCCUACUUAUUGCCACGUUCACAGAUCGUUUGGAGCACCGUAUUCUACCACAUCAGUAUGAGAAAAUUGCACUGCUGGAUAAAGUUGACAUGGGAACGUUUGAGGACAUGGGCUGGGCUGAAUGCAUUGAUAGUCUUCCUCACAUCAUUCGGGGAGAUACUGAAAAGUGGCUACGAAACUGGCAUGAGAAUAAUGGGUUGAUCCUCCUCUCGACGACGCCUAAACUCACGUCUUCUGUGCCAGGAAUCGUACCCCCUUCGCCGCACCCCUCCCGCCGCAUUAUCAUCACUGUCUCUAUCCCACAAACCCACAUCCUUCACACUGCAUCCCUCUUUCUCGAGUCUCCGGAGCAGGCACCGUCGCAUUCUACAGCUAUUGCUGUUGUCGGUCAACCACUUCUCACGGAGCUAUGCAUAAAGCACACACGCCGUUGGGGCUGGCCAUCUGCCCUCGUGGCAGCCGCUAAUUUAAAGUCAUCAGAUGACGCCAUGGACUUUGUAUAUUCAAUUGAGGCAAACCCUGAUGUUUGGCUUGUGGCAGGGCAGCGGCGGGCACAAUUUACGGCGAAGGAAGGUGAGGAGAAGAAACUGCCAAUAAUUUUAAUCCCUCUAAAACCAGGCAAUGUGCUGUUGCCGAACGUUGAGAUCAGAGCAAGGGUUGCACCAAAGGGUGAGCAGAAGGGGCAGAGCGAAGAGCUCGGACAGCAAUUGAACUGCGAGACGGACUAUCUGAGCUAUGGGGAGUGUGUAAUGGUGGUGCCUGAUGUGCGUAGUAGCACGAUAGGCAUUGGUGAGAUGGCAUCGCCGAGAAGUGUGGUAUGGCUGGAGUCGGAGAGCAGAAUAUAA